AUGCUAAACUUUCAAAGUGCUCAUCUUCCAAAGAUUGAUAAGCGAAACAAUAAGGCCUCAAUAGAGCCCACAGUUAUUGAUGAAAUAUUAAUCAUCAAAUCAGUGAAGGAUUACAAUGCAGAGAAUAAAAUAACUAUGGGAGAUUAAAUUAUGUUAAACUCUUUACGUGUCAUGUCUUUGUCUUUUAAGAAUAUCUGGAAGAUUGAAAAUCUUUAAGGAUUGGAGAGAUUGGAGAAGUUACAAUUAGAUAAUAACAUUAUUUAAAAGAUCGAGAAUUUGGAUCAUUUGGUCAAUUUGCAUUGGCUUGAUUUAUCGUUUAAUUUGAUUAAGGAGAUAGAAGGAUUGGAUAAACUAGUCAAUUUGAAAGACUUGUCAAUGUUUAAUAACUAAUUGACAUCUGUUGGAGGUUUGGACAAUUGCAAAUCUCUAAAUGUCUUAUCCAUUGGCAAUAAUAAAAUACCUUCCUUUGAAAUUGUAACACAAUAUUUUAGUAAAGGAAAAGGAAUGAAAUUUAAGAACUUACAAGUGUUAAAUGUAGCAGGAAAUCCAUUUACAAAAGAACCAGAUUAUAAAAAUCAUAUUAUUAAUUCAUUACCAAAUCUUAGAUACUUGGAUUAUAGUUUCAUUGAUGAAGCAUAGAGAAAUUAGAUAAGAGAAUCAGAUGAAAAAUUUAGAACUGAUGCUAUUACUUAGGAAGACUUCUUAAAAUAGAUGUAAAAUUAAGAAUAAGAGGAGAAAAACAAUAAUGAUGAAUUAUUUAAAAGAAAGAGCGCGAGAAUGGAUUUGGUGGAAAAGUUAAGUGAUGAAUUAAUUUAAGAUGAGGAAUUAGAAAAAGUUAAAACUAUGAAAGGAGUUGAAGAGGAAAUAAACAAAUUCUAAGAAAAGAUAAAAGAAACAGUGGAGAAUCUUUAAAAGAAUGUUAUUCAAAAGAACACUGCUAAAUUAUAAUCAAUUGAAGUAAACAAAUUCGAACAAGCAGUUAGAGCAAGAGAAAUUAAAAGUGAAAACGAAACCAUAUUGACUAUCAAAAGAUUUGAGCAUCAAAAGAAACUAGCAUUUAGAGCAAAAGAAAGAAAUGAGGAUAGCUGGAAAUUAAAAUUGGAAGAUUUAGAAAAAGAAACCUAAAAACUUAAGGAUAAUCUGCUCUCUACAGAAUUACAAUUGAUGGUGGAUAUAGAGGCAGCAUUAGGAGAUUUUGAUGGAAAGUUAGGGUUUAUAACUAAAGAUAUGUCUGAUUAUGUCUCAGGAGAUCACGGAUUUAAGAAGAUUGGAGAUUUCAUUAGAGAAUUCGGAACUAAAUUAACAGAUAUAGCAAAAUUAGAAUAUGAUAGAUACUAAGUAUUUGUGUAAUAAGGAAGUGAUUUAAGUGAAUGGGAUGAGGAUCUAUAGACAUUAUUUGAAAAUAAGGAAACUCUAUUGGGUACAGUAAGUAACAUCAAAGAUAACUUAUAAUCUAAAGCCAAUACUAAAGACACCAAUAUUACCACAUCGAUCGAGAGAGACAUCAAGUUAUUGGUUACAAGUUACAAAGAAAAGUAAUAUGAAAGAAAUAGAAAGAAUGUGCUCUAAAUUAACAAAUAAAUUGAAGACUACACAGAUUAAAUCAAAAAUUAGCAAACACCCUCGGAUGAUGAGUCUGAAGGCAAUUGA
Molecule: messenger RNA, 1650 nt
Organism: Paramecium tetraurelia
Lineage: Eukaryota; Ciliophora; Oligohymenophorea; Peniculida; Parameciidae
Exons: 6
Molecular function (GO): protein binding
Source: RefSeq, a predicted model, not a curated record